AUGUACAAAUGUUACUUCGGUUUGGGUUUCUUUGCUGGCGUGAUAGCCUUGGCAUUUGCAGACGACUUCGCGACUGCCCGAGAAGAGAUCGAUAAAGUGAAGCCCCACAUUAACUACAACACUUUCUGCGCUGAGACGUCUGAAGGAGAAGACAAGAUUGCUUGCCGUAUGAAGAGUGUAUCCAGCGUAGGCUUUCUUGUCUGCCAGAGGCCUUUGUUCGGAGAGAAAAAUUGCUCGACAAUUAUUGACGAAGAGAUCGAUAACUUGCAGAGAGUCCAUAAAGAAGGUAACGUUACGAUAGUCCAGAUAUCGCCUCCUCCGAUCGAUGAUGUCAGAUGUGGAAAAGAAUCUAGUCUAAACUGCACUGGUUUUCUUGAACACUGGGUGGAUCGUAAAGAGGGACAAUUCAAGCAGGUUCGAGACCAUAUUUCUGAAAAUAAAAUACAAGAUCUGAUUGAGGCCGUAAAAAAUUUCACCAUUACAGCUGGAUUAGCGACAACAGCCGCUGAUCUGUCAAAAAUCAAGAGUUACAUGAUGGAGAAUCCAAAGGAAAACCAUUAUCGUCAGAUAUGCGACCUUCAAGGAUUUUUCAUGGUAAGUGGAGGCUUUUUAGUAAACGAUGUCCCUGACAUACUGACAGGCGUGGGCCUUGACGGAGUUUGCUGGGAUGGCGAACCAACCACACAGCAAGUUCUCAAAGCUUUGGAUGAUAUGAUUUCCGCUUUUGGCCCAAAAAACGACAUCGUCGGUAACAGAAAUGGAGAUCUCAAAACCACCGAGCCCCAUGUAAAUAUAAAAAUCAUGCUAAUCAUAAAUGUUGUUUAUUGCAUUUUUGCCCCUUGA
Messenger RNA from Pocillopora meandrina, 843 nucleotides. Lineage: Eukaryota; Metazoa; Cnidaria; Anthozoa; Scleractinia; Pocilloporidae. The record is from the annotation of a GenBank genome assembly.